Molecule: messenger RNA, 6687 nt
Organism: Venturia canescens
Lineage: Eukaryota; Metazoa; Arthropoda; Insecta; Hymenoptera; Ichneumonidae
Gene: hlk
Exons: 27
Coding region: 130-5538 (1802 amino acids)
Source: RefSeq, a predicted model, not a curated record
UUUUUUGCCGAAAGUGCGUGCCCGUGUGUGCGCGUGUCGGUGGAGAGGUUACAUCUAUCUACGAUUACGGACAGACGUUGGUGUGUCGGACGUGGAAAAUCAAAAAUAACCGUGGCAGUUAGUGCGGCGAUGUCGACGACGAACGACGGUUCGACUCGGUGCCGGGAAUGUUGGACGGUUAAGAACGGGAAUAAACGUGGUGUAAUCUCGUGUUUAAAGAUGCCCCGAUUCUCGCGUAUACUGUUAAUUGGUUUUCUCGUAUUAAUAACGGCCAGUUGUUACGGUGGUUACGGUGACGCGGCUGCGAGAACUCGUGCCGAUGACGCUAGUGCUAGCCGUGCCGGUUCAUCAUCAUCCUCAUCAUCGUCGAGCGGAGGUGCACCAUCGUCGAGGAGCACAGGGGCAUCGGCGGGUGCUCAUCAUCAUCAUGGCAAAGAGGCCGAGCCCGUGAUCGAAGAAGUCAAUGCCAAGCAACUCGAACGCUUGCUCAACGAGAAGGACUUUGUUGCUGUUUAUUGGUACGCGAGGAGCUGCACAACAUGCGACAAGGUCUUGGCCGAGCUCGAGAAGAUCGACGACGAUACGGACACUUUUGGAGUCGACUUUGUCAAGAUCAACGACAAGAGGCUGGCCAAGCAAUAUGGGAUUAAAAAUUUUCCUGCACUCACGUAUUUCCGGGAGAAAGAACCGAUCAUCUAUGACGGUGACCUGAUGGACGAGGAGAACGUACUGGAGUUCUUAACGAGUCUUGAGGCGAUGGACCUGCCCGAUCGAAUCGAAGAAGUCAACUCGAAAAUGAUCGACAAAAUCGUCGAAGAUACAGAAUUCGUAGCAGUUCUUUUCUGUCCGAACACGGAGCGGUGUACUGGCGCCGGCUCUAACAAACCGGACUGCAAAAAGUGUGCGAGGGCGCUUCAGGAGCUGGAAAACAUCGAUGACGAAGCUGAUCAACUUGGCAUCGGUUUUGUGAAAAUUGCCGACGAGGAACUCGCCGAGGAAUAUAAUCUCGGGCCUCUUCCAGCCCUCGUGUAUUAUCGUCACCAAAUUCCAAUCAUUUACGAGCACGAAUUGAGCAAAGAAGAGGACGUCCUGGAGUGGUUGGUCUCGAACAAAAGUACCGGCGACGAGGAGGACGUGAUCGAAGAUGUGACGGCCAAGACUCUCAACACCCUGAUCGGCAACAUGGACAAUCUCGUUGUACUUUUCUACGAUCACGGCGAUGACGACUCGAUGCAGGUUCUCAACGAGCUCGAGAAGAUCGACGACGAUUGCGACAAGCACGGAAUACAAUUCGUGAAGAUCGACGACGAAAAAGCAGCCAAAGAUUUUGGCAUCGAUUCCAUACCCGCAAUAGUUUAUUUCGAAAAACAAAUACCCAACGUUUACGACGGCGACAUCGAGAACGAGGAUGAAAUCCUGGAAUGGUUGCUGGCUCAACUGGAGAAGGAUGAGAUCGAAGAUGUCACGGAUGAGAUGCUUGACCGUCUUGUCAAAGAAGGAAAAACCAUAGCAGUACUUUUCUACGACAACAACGACCGAAAAUCUCAGAGGGUGCUCAACGAGCUUGAGAACAUUGACGACGAAUGCGAUCAGCUUGGCGUCAUUUUCGUGAAAAUCGACAACGCCGAAGAAGCCAAGGAAUACGGUAUCGAGAAAAUGCCUAAUUUGAUAUACUUCGAGAAAGGUAUACCAACCCUCUACGAGGGCAAUCUCGAGGACGAAGAAAAGGUUCUCAAGUGGCUUGAGCAGCAGCAAAAAAGCGAUCAAAUCGAAGACAUUACCGAUGAAAUGUUGGACAUGGUUAUCGAGAAAAUGCCCUACGUGGCUGUACUGUUUUACGACAAGAAGCAGAAAAAAAGUCAAAAGAUUCUUUCUGAACUGGAAAAUAUCGACGACGAUUGCGAUCAGCACGACAUCGCGUUCGUCAAGAUCGACGACGAAGAGGAAGCAAAGGAGUAUGGAAUCGACGAUUUACCAACGUUGGUAUUCUUCGAGCGUGGAAUACCACACAUUUAUGAUGGCGACUUAAUCAACGAAGAUCAGUUACUCGGUUGGCUACUGCAUCAGAAAAAACAUCGAGAAAUUCCGGAAGUGACGGACGAGAUGAUGGAAAAAUUGAUCGAGAAAAGCCAAUAUCUCGCUGUACUGUUUUACGACAAAGAGGACAAACAGAACAUGAGAAUUCUCAAUGAAUUGGAGAACAUCGAUGACGAUCUCGAGAAAGAAAACAUCGUAAUGAUUCGACUGGACAACACGGCCGAGGCGAAGGAUUACGGCAUCGAUCACUUGCCCACUCUCGUCUAUUUCGAGGACAAAAUACCCGCGAUCUACGAGGGCGAUUUACUCAACGAGGACGAAGUUCUCGAGUGGCUGAUCGAGCAGAAAAAUUCUGCUACCAUCGAGGAAGUGACGGACGAAAUUCUGUCUGGUCUGAUCGACGAGCACGAAUACGUCGUCGUGUAUUUCAGUGGCCGCUGUGAGGAAGGUGACGAGUGCGAAACUGUUUUGAAAGAGUUGGAGAACAUCGACGACGAGCUUGACGAGACUGGAAUAAUAUUCGUGACGACGGAAGACAACGGUAUCGCGAAGAAACACGGAAUCAAGAAUUUCCCUACCCUCGCGUUCUUCCGCAACAAGGAACCACUGAUUUACAAAGGCGACGUGGAGGACGAGGACGAGGUUCUCUCCUGGCUGACGGACGAGAACACUCUCGAGAUACCCGGAAAAAUCGAGGAGGUUAACGCGAGAAUGUUGGAAAAUAUUUUGGACGAGAACGACCACGUGGUUGUGUUUUUCUACAAGGAGGGUGACAAGAAGAGUCAAAAGAUUCUUCAAGAACUGGAGAACAUCGACGACGAGUGCGAAGAGAAGGACAUCGAUUUCGUGAAAAUUUCGGACGAUGGAAUCGAGAAGGAGUACGAUCUCCCGGGGCUCCCAGCGCUCGCUUUCUACCGGCACAAAUUCCGCAACAUCUACACCGGCGACAUGAUGCACGAGGACGCGAUUCUCGAUUGGGUGCUCGAGCUUCGUCGUUCGACGCCGGAUGUCAUCGAGAGCGUCGACCGGAAAACGCUGCAGGUUCUCAUCAACGACGUCGAACAUCUUGCCGUAUUUUUCUACGCCGACGACGAGAAAUGCGACACGUGUCGUGAGAUUCUCGAGGAAUUAGAAACGAUCGACGACGACACGGACAAGCACGGUAUACAAUUCGUUAAAUCCAACGAUGCGAAGCUCGCCGCUGAAAUCGGAAUCUUCUCAUUCCCGGCUCUUGUCUAUUACGAGACCGGUGUCCCCAUCAUGUAUGACGGAAAUUUACUGGACGAGACCGAAGUCCUCGACUGGAUGGUCAAGCAGAGGAAUGACGCGAGCAUCGAGAAAAUCGAUCGCGAACUUCUCCUCAAGUACAUCGAGACCAAGGAAUUUUUGGCUGUUAUUUUCUACAAGGAGGAAGAUCCCGAGAGCCCGCGAAUCAUUCGUCAUAUCGAGCUCAUCGACGACGAGGCUUCCGAGUACGGAAUAAAAAUCGUUCAAAUAAGCGAUCGUUUGAUGGCGAAGAAGUACGGAUUCAGAAAUCCACCGGGUAUAACGUACUUUCGUAAGGGAAAGUACAUAAAUUACGACGGUGAUAUCGACGACGAGGAAGAGAUUUUGGACUGGUUAACGAACCCGGAGAACAUGGAACUGACCGAUCACAUAGAGCGUAUAAACCGUAAAAUGUUUCACAAGAUUCGUCAAACCUCGGACUACGUGGCGGUAUUUUUCUACAGCAAAGAUUGUAAGCAGUGCAGUCGCGUCUUGUCGGAAAUCGAGCACAUCGACGACGAGGCCGACGGGGCUGGCAUCAAUUUCGUCAAAAUCGAUGACAAACAAUUGGCCAAGGAUUACGGAGUCUUCGCGCUUCCGGCGAUACUCUUUUUCCGCAUGGGCUCCAAAGAGCCGGUCAUAUACGCAGGAGAUCUUUACGACGAGGACCAAAUUCUCCAGUGGCUGAUGACCCAGAAGGAUCCAUCGGGCGAUAUGAUCGAGGCCCUCGAGGGCGAGGAACUUCUCCACCUUAUUCGAGAAUCCAAAGGACUCGCCGUUUAUUUCUGGAACAGAACGCUUUGCGACAUGUGCCAAUCGAAAUCGUAUCGCAAGCAGAUGCGACACAAGCAGGAACAGAAGAUGGCAGCGGAAGGAGAAGCGGCUGAAGAAGGCGACGACAGCGACGAGUGCGAACAGUGCGCCGGUAUCCUCGAGGAACUGGAGAACAUCGACGACGACUGUGAUCGACACGGCAUCACCUUCGUCAAAACGCAGGAUUACAAAAUCGCGGAGGAUUACGGAGUUACCGAUUUCCCGGUUCUCGUUUAUUUCGAAGAGCAAACACCCAACAUUUUCGAAGGCGAAUUAUCCGAGGAGGAGGAAGUGCUGCAAUGGCUGAUUACCCAGAAAACGGAGGACCGUAUCGAGCUCAUUUCUCGAGUGAUGCUCGAGUCUUCGGUCGAGGAUACGCAAUAUCUCGCGGUCUAUUUUUACAAACAAAAUUGCCACAUUUGCGACGAGCUGCUAGAGGGCCUCGAGAGAAUCGACGACGAGUGUGACGUCUUCGGAAUUCACAUGGUCAAGAUCAAGGAUCCGCAGCUCGCGAAGAGAUACUCGAUAAAAACCUUCCCGGCCCUCGUUUAUUUCAGGAACGGGAAUCCUCUGCUGUUCGAGGGAGACAUUCAGAACGAAGAAUCCGUUCUCGAGUGGCUGAUCGACGACGACAACCGCGAAUUGGCCGACGAGAUCGAGUCGGUGAACGACCGGAUGCUGGAAAGGCUCCUCGACGAGUCGCCAUUCCUCGCUGUUUUUUUCUAUGACGAAGAUUGUUCCGAUUGCAACGAGAUAAUGGAAGCCCUCGAAAAGAUCGACGGAGAGGCCGAUCUCUUCGGCAUCGAUUUCGUCAAAAUCUCGAGCCCCGAGUACGCUGAAAAAUAUGGAAUAAUCAACGUACCGUCGUUGACUUAUUUCCGGAAGAAGACUCCGCUCAUAUACGACGGUGAUUUGACGCAGGAAGACAAAAUCCUCCAAUGGCUCACGUCUCAAGAUGUUUUUGAAAUAAAAAACGAGAUUGAAGAGGUCAACAAAAAAAUGCUCGACAAAUUGCUCGACGAGAAUGAAUUCGUCACCGUUUUUUUCUACGAGCACGAUAACAAAGAGAGCGAGGAGGUAAGCCAACAUCUGGAAAACAUCGACGGAGAAACCGACAAUCUCGAUAUCACUUUUGUCAAAAUGGCCGAUCCUCGGUACGCGAGGAAAUGGGGAGUCACCAAAUUACCUGCGAUCGUUUAUUUCCGCAAACGAUUCCCCAGUAUUUAUCGAGGUGAUUUGCACAAGGAGGAAGAAGUAUUGGAAUGGUUGCGAAAAAACAGGUUCCGUCAGCCGGAGCUUAAUAUCUACAUGUACAUGCUGAUCGCGAUAACAAUAUUGUUUUUGAUGUACACGGGUUUCCUGCUAUCGUGUUUCCGUUCGGAUCCAGCCCCAGCACCGGCGCCGCAUCCGAAGCAGGCGUGAAAAUUUAAAAUAAUCGAGGAAAAAAAGUAAAAACAACAACAACAACAACAACAAAAGAUUCACACAGACCCACACACAUGACCGAUUUACGGGCUAAAAAGCAAGCUAACAAACACGAUCGCUGAUAAAAUAAACCGAGUGACUCUCUGUUUCGGAAAAUUGAAGAAUUUUGUUAUGUUGCAGGGGGGGGGGGGGGAGGGCGUCGUUGAAAGAAGAGUCGAAAAACUUUGGAUAUUCGAUAAGCUGAAAGUAGAUUUUUGAAAAAUCCUGAUCAACCGACGAACAUCAGUCUCAGCUCGUAUCCGACGAGAGAAAGCGUCGCGAUCGCGCGUUCCAGUAGCGUGGGAAACGUUCGAAAAUGAGGAAAAAUAAAUAAUCGUAUUGAUGGCAAAGCCGUUAAUUGACCAAAGUGGCCAUAGCACGUGGUCUCUUGUAUACACUUGUGCGUCUAAUAUUAAGGUGGACUACAGUCUCGAACAUCGACUCUCGUUGUCUGUUCUUUAUUUCUUUUGUUUCUUUCCUUAUUUUUCCUUUUUUAAGUAACGAAUUCUUAGAGUAUUAACGAAUGGGACGAAAAUUGUGUACAAUGACGUAUCAAAGAGGCGAACGAAGCCUUCAAAAUUGGAGUUUAAGCGCGCCGAGCACCCGGGCCACAUUUGUUUCUUCCUACGCUUCGCAAUAGCCACGAUUCCUUGUUACAAAAACUUGGGCACGAAUUAUCAUCUCGAACACGAAUCAAAAUUGCAGGAUUUUCAACAUUUUAAAAAUUUCUCUCUUCAUUGUUAGCAAUUUUUUGCAAAAAUAGAGUAAAGCCUCAAUUUCACGUUAUACGUCCGAUCGUUUUAAUGCUAAAUAAUACACAUUUUACAUUAAUAUUCAUAAUAAUAUAAAAUAAUAUUAAUAAUGAUAAUAAUAAUAUUAAAAUCAAUAGAAAUAACGUUGAAAAAUCUCAAAGGUCCUUUCUUUCCAAGGAUCCACGAUAUUCCACGCGCUCAUUGCCUCGCGGAGUGCUGCGAUGCAGUGUUCCUCGAGAGCACGACGAGAUAGAGCAAAUAAAAGGACGAUCGAAAUCAUCAGAAUAAAAAUGUGAUGAAACGAUCAGAUUGGAGGAUAUGGAAAACUGGAAAUAAAAAAUUGCGUUGGAAAUUC